CGGGCCUACUAAUAUCGGUAUAGUGAAUGCCGCCAAAAAUGUGCUUCUCAUUGUCUUGUGAAUUUUAGGAGGGCACACUGCGAAUAAAACGUCUACCACGAACGCGCGUACGCCAGGCGCACGCCGCCCUUGAAGUAUCCCUCUCUUCGGACCUACGCGUGUGGGGUAGUCGUUUAAGGCAACUCCAUAUGAAGCAAGACAACUCCUUUUAUUCGCUGGAGGACGGCUUGGCGACCAGCUAGAGAGUUGCCAGGAGCAUUCCCGUACCAGUAGAGAAGUCGCAGACAGCGACAUAGAGGAGCGCAGACAGCGCCGAACACUCGGUACGUCAGUUAAGGAGACCGCAGUCAGCGGUAAUGGGCGCAAGGAGCGCCAAGAACGGUGGCCGCAGACAGCGGGCCAGAAGGCGCAAAGAGCGUUAACAUCGGUGGCCGCAGACAGCGGCCAGAAGGCACAGGUUCCGCCAUUUUGGAAAGCGCUGAGGCAGCGCCGUAUUUGGACCUGUUGGGAUGCAGCAUUCCCCCAAGAGGAGUUCGCGGGUGAGGGGAGGGGAGGCCACGCCUACAGCAGCGCGAGCGCACCCGCAGCCAGCGAGUAGUGGAGCAGAGCCUAGCCCAGCCACUACGGUGACUACAGUAGCGUCCCAACUCAGGAGUACUGCUGUCACAGCUGCGAGUUCAGAGCCGCAGAUGAGCCAGCCCCUCACGUCGGACCUUUUGAAAAGGAGCGCCAUCUUGGAGCGGACCGCCAUUAGCCACAUUUAACGGUGAGGCCUCAACUAACGGGGUCGGGCCGGUCCCACAUAGCGGUGUCGGUGCGAGCAGUGCGGCCUGCACGCUGCCGCCAUCUUGAAGUGAACCGCCAUUGCUAACGACCAGCAAUCAUCUUGUGGAGCCACUAUGUGCUAAGUGUUGCUCAGACAGCGCAUGGAUUCGUGCUACCGGGCGGGAGCAUCCACAACGUGGCAACAGCAACGCCAUUUGUCGGAUCCUACGCCUCGAUGACGCCGAAUGGAUCCCAAGGAGUAUACGGGCCAAGGAAGCUUCCGGACCUGCCUGUAUUUGGAGGGCAGCCCGAGAAGUGGCCGAUCUUUAACUGUGCGUUCGUGGAGACGACCCAAGCAUACAACUGCACAGACUUGGAGAACAACCAGAGGUUGUUGAAGGCGCUGAAGGAUGAAGCACGCGAGACAGUGAAGUCGCUGCUGAUUCACCCUGGGAACGCCAGCGCCAUGAUGGAGCAGCUGCGCUUUAGGUUUGGCCGACCGGGCCCCAGCGGAGGAGCCCGUGCAGAGAAACUUAAGCUGCGUUGACGCCGAGGGAGGCCGACUUUUGUUCCGUAUAUUGCCUGUAACGCUAUACGUAGCUGGUCGCCAGGUGGACACAUACGCGCUCUUGGAUGAGGGAUCCUCCGUGUCGAGCUACGGAAGGAUCUGGGAGUGCGAGGCGAACGUCGACAGCUGAAUAUUCAAUGGUUUGGAGGAAUGGCCAGCAGAGAGCCCUGCGACGUGGUAAGCAUGGAGAUAAGUGGAGCUGGGAAGCCCUUUCGCCACGUUUUGAGGAACGUGUACUCCGUUUCGAACCUGAGUCUGCCGAUGCAGACGUUAGGUCGACGAGAUGUCCAGGGCGUGCAUAAAAAUGCGCGCCUGCCGAUGAAGCCCUACAUCAAUGUGGUGCCUAAGUUGCUCAUCGGACUGGACCAUGGACAUUUGGGAUUGCCACUUAGGACGCGGCGGUUUGCCAAAGAGGGACCGUACGUGGCCGCAACCGAACUUGGAUGGGUUGUGUUUGGGCCAGUAAGUGGGCAAUCGACUACGCCGUCACCUAGGUCCUGCCUUCUAGCCGUGUCAAUGGAUGAUACCAUGGAACAGAUGGUGGAGGACUACUUCGAGAUGGAAAGCUUUGGUGUGAAGCUCGUGCCACAGGUCGCAGGCAGCGAUGUCGCGCGGACACAAAGGAUCCUCGAAGACACCACGGUGAAAGUGGGGCGUCGCUACCAGACGGGAUUACUCUGGAGGGACGACUACGCUGUGUUGCCACGGAGCUACGAUAUGGUGCACAGACGGCUGAUCAAUGUCGAGAGGAAGUUGAAGCGCAACGGACGGUUGGCGUUGGAAUACGAUCGUAUCAUCAAGGAUUACGUAUCCAAGGGAUAUGCGAGGGAGCUGCAGCAGGAUGAGGAUCGAGACCCGGCUGUGUACGAGAUGAACGUAAUGACGUUUGGAGCAACCUGCUCGCCGAGAGCUGCGCAUUACGUAAAGACGGUAAAUGCCCUGAAGUUUCGGGAUUCAGAUCCGAGGGUAGUCAACGCCAUCAUCGACCAGCACUACGUCGAUGACUAUGUGGACAGUUUCGCUACAGAGAGCGAACCUAUCAGUGUAUCUACCCGAGUGAAGGUGAUACACGCGGAGGCUGGAUUCGAAUUAUGCCAGUUUUCAUCCACCUCACCCAUUGUGGAAGCGGCGUUGGGACCACCUGGACAAGUCAAGAGCAUCGGAUGGGGUGAGGCUGAGCAGAAGAUCCUUGGAAUGCGCUGGAAGGUAGCCACGGACGACUUCAGAUUCAACAUGGAGUAUCACCGAGUGCCAAGUAGCGUUCUAAGUGGAGAUCGAGUCCCUACAAAGAGGGAGUAUUUGAGCUUGCCGAUGAGAACGAUGUCGAUCCCAAGGUUGGAGCUGCAGGCAGCGGUUCUUGGAAGCAGACUGAUGAACACAGUCAAGGAGAGGAAUACUGGACAUCAGCGAGACGGUGUUGUGGACGGACUCAAAGACGGUGCUGAGAUGGAUCGGCAGCACCCACCGCCGGUACAAGCAGUUUGUUGGCAACCGAGUGACGGAGAUUUUGUAGUCGUCGAAGGUUUCCCAGUGGCGAUGGGUACCUACAGUUGA
This is a messenger RNA of Drosophila biarmipes, 2887 nucleotides long. RefSeq lists its product as uncharacterized. Bases 1484 to 2887 code for a protein of 467 amino acids. The record is from RefSeq and is a predicted model, not a curated record. The transcript is spliced from 2 exons. Lineage: Eukaryota; Metazoa; Arthropoda; Insecta; Diptera; Drosophilidae.